GUUUCCGGUGUCUUAUAACAUUUUACUUCCUUCCACACAGACCGACACGAACAAAUCGAGAAAGAAGACGUCGCUAACUUUAAAAUACCGUCGCUAACGGUGGUGUUUUGAUCUGGUAGUUCGUAACAUUUCCACUCUAAAAAAUGCGCCAUGUGGCGAGUGUUGUGUAAGAAGUGAAUCAUUGUUAAGAAACGUAGAUUGUAACGUGUAGGCCUCCGAAGAAAGUUUGGUCGAGGGCCUGUAAACAACAUGUCCUCCGCCUCGCAGCCUUCCUCCAGACGGCAAUGGUGCUACCUCUGCGACCUGCCGAAGAUGCCCUGGGCCAUGCUGUGGGAGUUCAGCGAGGCUGUGUGCCGGGGAUGUGUUAACUACGACGGGGCAGACAGGAUAGAGCUCCUCAUUGAGACUGCCAGGCAGCUGAAGAGCACACACGGAGUUUUAGACGGCAGGUCCCCCGGUCCCCAGCAGGGUAAACCCAGCUCGGUCGGGCCCCUUGAUGCAGGGCGGCAGCAUGGAGAGCGUAUAGAAAGGGGGAGGGGUGAGUACGGGGUGUCUUCUCGUCUCCCAAAUGGCCUGCACAGAGCUGACGAUGUGGGCUCGGAGGGCAGCAGACAGAGCCCGAACACCCGCCGGGCUAUAGUCGGGGCAGUUCCUAGUCUUCAUGGAGCAAUAUCUCAUGCUUUGAUAGCUCAGGGGUUAGUAGCAGCCCCUCAUGGGCUUCUGACCCCCUUAUCAGGCUCCAGGGCUGGGGGCACACCAAUUGCAGCUGGCCCUAUUAUGGGAGACGGUGGCAGAAGGCAGGUUGUGUCCCUGGGUGUGGGAGCUAGCACCUCAGCUCUGGUGGGUAUAGAUCCUGCAGUGUGGAGGAACAAUGAGGUGAUGGCAGAACUGAAUGAGGUGGCUCGCAGCCGGGUUGAAGGCUGGCCAAAUCGCCCCAAAGCAGUCAGGGAUGUUCUUGUAGCUCUCAGCAGCUGUGUCCCCUUUAAUGUGCGCUUCAGGAAAGACCAUAAUCUGAUGGGUCGUGUUCUGGCCUUUGAUGCCAGCACAACUCCAGAGUUUGAGCUGAAGGUGUUUGUGGAGUACCCAGCUGGCUCUGGAAUGAUCUUCUCAGGAGUCCCUGACCUGGUCAGGCAGAUGUUCCGUGACUCAGCCAAAGAUGCAGGUAAAGCGGUGAACUCUGGGCUACGCUAUGUGGAAUACGAGAAGCGGCAAGGCACUGGAGACUGGCGUGGGUUGUCUGAGCUGUUGAAUGAUGGUGUGCGAAUGUUUAAAGAGCCCCCCAUUCCAGAGGUCCUGCCACAGCCAGAUGCAGGUUUGCCUAUGGCAGCAGCUGGACGCCCUGCAGCAGCAAAGAACACCACCCGGCGUCGCAAGGCUUCUCCGGGCUCUGAGAACGGAGAGAGCGAAGGCAGGCCUGAUCACCCGGCGAGAGAGCCCUGGCCACGAGGUGCUUACUCAGGCAUGGAGCCUCUUCCUGGCAUGGCUGCCCCUCAGGAGGGUCCACCCCGUCUACACAGCCAGCCCUCACCCAUCUCAGCGCUCAUGGGAGUCGCAGACAGCCUGAGCUCCAGUCAGAUGGCCAGAGAUAGCCCCAGCAUGUCCACAGCCCAUUCCUCCUCAGCUGGGCGUCCCACCAGCAGCAGCCCAUCAACUUCCUCCACCUCGGUCUCCCAGGCAGCCUUGGGUCAGGGGUUGAGUGUGGGGGGGCCGAGCACCAACGCCAGUGCUGGUGAGUCUACGAGCAGCUCUCAGGGCACCCUGCUGUGCUGCACCCUCUGCAGAGAGCGCCUGGAGGACACUCACUUCGUCCAGUGUCCGUCUGUCCCGCACCACAAGUUCUGCUUCCCCUGUACCAGAGGAUUCAUCCGCAGCCAGGGUCAGGGUGGGGAGGUGUACUGCCCCAGCGGAGAGCGCUGUCCCCUGGCUGGUUCCUCGGUGCCUUGGGCCUUCAUGCAGGGAGAGAUCUCCACCAUCCUGGCCGGAGACGGAGACGUGACAGUAAAGAAGGAGAGCGACCCUUGACGUCUCCAUCCUCUUGUGGUGAAUGUGGAUCAAACACUUUGAAAGCACUUCCCUAUAAUCUCAAGCAGAGGGCCACUGUGGCUGCAGCUCAUCGUGUGUGCCUCUGAGAACAGAAGAACAGCUACACACACUGUUAACUAAGGACACACCGAGACUCACUGAUGAGGAGAGGGGCGUGUCCUCUGUCAGGACUCGUCACAGCUGGAUCCUGACCAAACCUCUCCUCUCCAUCAGGCCUCGCCUUCAUUACAUUACAUGACACUUGUUAGACGCUUUUAUCCAAAGCGACUUACAUACUCAAUACUGUGGGCGAUCCUCACAGGAGCAAUUUGGGGUGAGGUGUCUUCAGGGACACAACGACAUGCUGACUGCAGUGGGGUUUGAACCUGUGACCCCCUGAACCCAACACCAGCGCACUAUUCCACUGCGCCACACGACUCCCACGCCUUCAGAGCCCAGGAUAGAAAGCACACGCUUGUUUUAGGAAUGACAAUCUAUUUGGUCUUUCAUUUGUGUUACUGUUAUACAAGUUGCAUACUGUCCUAAACAUAUGGGUGGCAGCGAUAUUGACAGAUUGGACAUUUUCAAAAAAACAAAUGAAUGUUCAAACUGGCAAAACCAUUGGGUCCUUAAAGCCAAGGAUUGAAAAAAUGUAAUCUCACAUCAUGUCUCUUAGGUAUUCUCCUUCUAUUGUAUGUCAACAAUGUGAAUUUACUUUCAAUAUGGCUAUGUAAUUUCUAUUUUUGAUACAAUACAAAUUUAUAUGCAUUUGUUUAUAGUGAUAAGAAGACCAAAGAUGGCUUCCUGCUCAAUGUAAUUUUAUUGUAUUGUAGCUGUAUAUGCUGUACUCACUGAUAACCUUGGCAUUGGUCACUAAUUUGUUCAUCUAUCACAGAGGUAAGCUUGUUUUGUCUAUUUACUUUUAGAAUGAAAUGUAUGUUAAGAUAAUUAGCACCACAAUCUUCAAUGGUUUAACCACAUACUCGUGAUGUUAACAGGUCAAUUCUACAAUAAAUUACAAAAUAGUCAUC
Molecule: messenger RNA, 3053 nt
Organism: Gymnodraco acuticeps
Lineage: Eukaryota; Metazoa; Chordata; Actinopteri; Perciformes; Bathydraconidae
Product: interferon regulatory factor 2-binding protein 1-like
Exons: 2
Coding region: 250-2022 (590 amino acids)
Biological process (GO): regulation of transcription by RNA polymerase II
Cellular component (GO): nucleus
Molecular function (GO): transcription corepressor activity
Source: RefSeq, a predicted model, not a curated record